Sclerotinia sclerotiorum 1980 UF-70 is the source of this 1035-nucleotide messenger RNA. RefSeq lists its product as hypothetical. The transcript is spliced from 3 exons. Gene Ontology annotation, molecular function: NADP binding; oxidoreductase activity, acting on the CH-OH group of donors, NAD or NADP as acceptor. The coding region runs from base 1 to 1035 and encodes 344 amino acids. The record is from RefSeq and is a predicted model, not a curated record. Lineage: Eukaryota; Fungi; Ascomycota; Leotiomycetes; Helotiales; Sclerotiniaceae.
AUGUCACCACUUGCCACUGUUGGUAUUAUUUCCAUUGGAGAGAUGGGUAUGGGUGUGGCAAAGUUGCUUAUUGCCCAUAAUUAUCGUGUUGUGACGAAUAUUGAAGGUCGAAGCCAAGAUACACACCAACGCGCUCAAAAAUCCAACAUUGAACUUCUUUCUACAGAUGCUUCCUUAGUUUCACAAUCGGACUACAUCCUCUCAAUUGUUCCACCUCGCGAUGCGCUAUCACUGGCAACUCGGAUUACUACCGCCUUUAACUCACUCUCUCCGCCGAAGUCAUCUCCCCUCUAUUAUCUCGACCUCAACGCCAUAGCCCCUGCUACUGCCCGCUCAGUUGCUUCUCACAUCAAUGCCACAUCACCGUCCAUCAAAUUUAUCGACGGUGGAAUUCUUGGUGGUGCUCCCAGACUCAAAACCGACACUACAACUCCCAAUACCACAGCAUCCGUUGAUCCAAACCAAGAGCACAAUUGGAGUCGUCCUUCAAUCCCCAUUUCCGGACCUCAUGAACUUUCCAAGGCUCCUAUAUCCGGUGCCCAUUUGGCAGAUCUCUUAAAUACUAAUUAUCUAGGUGAAGAGAUUGGUAAGGCAUCGGGUCUUAAAUGUUGUUUUGCCAGUACGACAAAAGGGUUUACUGCCUUAUGCAUUCAAGCAUUUACGUCGGCUCAAAGAUUGGGAGUUUUAGGAGAAUUGGAAAAGGAAAUGAGCGAGAGGGUACCUGGAUUAUGGAACUCGGUAGGUGGAGGAAUGACAGGUAUGCCACCAAAAGCUUAUAGAUGGAUAAGAGAAAUGGAGGAAAUUGAGAUGUGUCAUGGGGAAACCGGUUUUUCUGGGGGAGAGUCAACUAGCGGAAAGGAAGAGGAGGGAAAAGGAAUCUUCGGAGAAAUCGCCGACGUUUACCGAAUCGUAGCAAACGAAACCGUUCUCGGAGAAGAAAAAACCGAAAAGAGAAAAAGAGGAACCACGGUACAAGAUCUAGCUCAAUGCAUGACAGAGGGGUUGGCAAGCAAAAGAGCCAAGAAGGAGGAAUAA